ACAAGAACACGAAAGAAGGUGUGGGGUCCACGGCUCAUCCUCUCGGUCGCACCGAGCCAACCCCGAUUUCCCCUUCCGCGUCCCCCUCGCAUCGUCACCCCACCGCCGCCGCCGAGUAGGCAGCGUCGAUGGCGUCGUUGCGGCCCCUGCUCCGCCGCCUCGCGGCAAUGGCCGGCGGCCGCGUCCGCGCCAACCACCGCCUGCUCUCCUCCGCCUCCCCCGCCGCCGUCUCCGCCGAGCGGGCGUCGCGGUCGCCCGCGGAGCCGGAGACCGUGCGCAUGACGGAGGGUUGCGUUCGGAGAUUAAAAGAAUUACAUGCUGAAGAACCAUCUGCUGAUGGUAAGAUGCUGCGGUUAAGUGUUGAAGCUGGUGGAUGUUCUGGGUUCCAAUAUUCUUUCUCUCUCGAUGACAAGAAAAAUUCAGAUGACAGGUUCUUUGAGACUGAUGGUGUUAGAUUGGUCGUGGAUGACAUCUCAUAUGACUUUGUGAAAGGUGCCACUGUUGAUUAUGAGGAAGAACUUAUACGUUCAGCAUUCGUGGUCUCAACAAAUCCCAGUGCUGUUGGGGGCUGCAGCUGCAAGAGUUCUUUUAUGGUCAAGUAGCUUCGACUUUAUAAGCUUAAAGAGAUGGGUAACCGGAAAUAGCAUUCUCUGGCAAAAUGUACCUUUUAGAUACUGAGUGUACAAUUGGCAUCUUUGGUAGUUCUGAAUAUGUUUCUUUCUGAAUUUUGUUACUUGUUUUAAACAUCAUCACAAACAUUCUGUUUCUAUUUGUUUCGCUCUACCUUGUGAUGACAAAUCUAUGUACAUGUGAUCAUCUGGCCUUUAACACUUAUUUUUUGUUGCUUCCAAAAUUCUAUAUAAGAUGAACAGUCUUUUGUUGUACUGA
This is a messenger RNA of Phragmites australis (common reed), 888 nucleotides long. Its product is annotated as iron-sulfur assembly protein IscA-like 2, mitochondrial. The coding region runs from base 129 to 602 and encodes 157 amino acids. NCBI's taxonomy places the organism in Eukaryota, Viridiplantae, Streptophyta, Magnoliopsida, Poales, Poaceae. Gene Ontology annotation, cellular component: mitochondrion. The record is from RefSeq and is a predicted model, not a curated record. Gene Ontology annotation, biological process: iron-sulfur cluster assembly. Gene Ontology annotation, molecular function: 4 iron, 4 sulfur cluster binding; iron ion binding; 2 iron, 2 sulfur cluster binding. The transcript has 4 exons.